AAUCUGAUAUGUUAGAUAGCCAAGAUGUAGAACUUGAAAUAUCAAAUUGUCAAGACAUAAACAUGAAACUAGAGAAAUAUGCUAUUGCCAAAGGCUAUGAAAUACAAAUUGGUAGUAGUGAAAGAGUAGAUAUAGAAAUUCAACAAGAUGCUCAUAAAAAGUUAACCUUUGGUAUAAAACCAGCAAAAAUUGUUUGA
Molecule: messenger RNA, 197 nt
Organism: Cetraspora pellucida
Lineage: Eukaryota; Fungi; Glomeromycota; Glomeromycetes; Diversisporales; Gigasporaceae
Source: the annotation of a GenBank genome assembly